UCUGGCUGCUGCCAGGUUCAGAGUGGUUUCAUCGGUCUCCUCGUACGGCUUUCCCCAUGGCCUGCUGACUUCAUCGCCAGACUCUACGCUUCGCACUUGCCUUGUGCCACUUUCAGGUCUCCUCUUACACUGCUUUGGUCCAGGGGUUCCAUGGGGGGGAAUGUGAUAGGGUGCUGGGCCCCCGUACCGACUCCUCAUGCUGCUGCCAGGCCCGUAAUCUGUCAUGGGCCCCUGUACCGGCACUCUCAUGCUGCUGCCAGGUCCAGAGUGUGUCAUGGGUCCUGUACGGCCUCCCAUUGCUGCUGUCUCCAUCGCCACAACUGCUGCCAUGUGCCACUUUCAGGCUCUCCUCACACUGCUGGUGGGUUCUCACUUUUG
Staurois parvus is the source of this 378-nucleotide messenger RNA. The record is from the annotation of a GenBank genome assembly. NCBI's taxonomy places the organism in Eukaryota, Metazoa, Chordata, Amphibia, Anura, Ranidae.